This is a messenger RNA of Acytostelium subglobosum LB1, 519 nucleotides long. RefSeq lists its product as hypothetical. The transcript is spliced from 2 exons. Gene Ontology annotation, cellular component: membrane; intracellular membrane-bounded organelle. The record is from RefSeq and is a predicted model, not a curated record. Gene Ontology annotation, molecular function: heme binding. NCBI's taxonomy places the organism in Eukaryota, Evosea, Eumycetozoa, Acytosteliales, Acytosteliaceae. The coding region runs from base 1 to 519 and encodes 172 amino acids.
AUGUUCUUUGGAUACUACGACUCUUGUGAUACAAUGCACUCAAACUCAUCAUCUCCGACUUUGAUUGAUGUUAGCCAUGUGUCACACUUCACAUCAUCAUCAACAUCAUCAUCACCGUCAUCACCAACAUCUUCACCAUCAUCGACUACUACUACAACAGAUACAGUAUACACAAUGGAUGAGGUCAGGAGACAUAAAUCAGUCGAUGAUCUGUGGGUCGUUGUACAUGAUAAGGUCUACGACCUAACACACUUUGUCAAGGAUCACCCAGGUGGAAUGUCUGUCAUCAUGGGUGAGGCUGGAAAGGAUGCCACACUCUCAUUCGAAGACAUUGGACAUAGUUACACUGCUUAUAACUUGUUGGAGAAGUUUAAGAUUGGAGUAUUGGCACCAAGGUCAUUGGGACAACGUUCUACAACAUCAUCAAGUGCAUCUUCAUCAUCAUCGACUACAACUACAUCACCAUCACAAUCAUCAUCAUCAACAACUAUUACGUCAACCUAUCGAAGGAACGAAUAA